AUGGGGGCAAAAGGGCCUUGGAUUCAACUCCAGAAAUUUCUGGCCUCCUGGCUGGUUGGAGAGCAAGACUGGGACCAGCACCUGGACCAGGUCUACAUGUUGCAGCAGAAGAGGAUAUGGGAGUCUCCACUGCUUCAGGCAGCCAAGGAAAAUGACCUGUGUACACUUAAGAAACUUCUGUUGGAACAAAAUUGUGACUUUCGACAAAGAGGAGCCCUGGGGGAGACGGCACUGCACGUAGCAGCCCUCUAUGACAACCUGGAGGCCGCCAUGGUGCUGAUGGAGGCCGCCCCAGACCUGGUCCAGGAGCCCACCGUGUGUGAGCCUUUUAUAGGUCAGACUGCCCUGCACAUCGCUGUCAUGAACCAGAACGUGAACCUGGUGCGCGCCCUGCUUUCCCAUGGAGCCAGCGUCUCUGCCAGAGCCACAGGCACCGCCUUCCAACGCAGUCCCCACAACCUCAUCUACUAUGGGGAGCACCCUUUGUCCUUUGCUGCCUGCGUGGGCAGCGAGGAGAUUGUGCGGCUGCUCAUUGAGCAUGGAGCUGACAUUCGGGCCCAGGACUCUCUGGGAAACACAGUGCUGCACAUCCUCAUCCUGCAGCCCAACAAAACCUUUGCCUGCCAGAUGUAUAACCUGCUGCUGUCCUAUGAUGGAGGGGACCACCUGCAGCCCCUGGAGCUCGUGCCCAAUCACCAGGGCCUCACCCCCUUCAAGCUGGCUGGAGUAGAGGGCAACACUGUGAUGUUCCAGCACCUGAUGCAGAGGCGGAAGCACAUCCAAUGGACAUAUGGACCCCUGACCUCCACUCUCUACGACCUCACAGAGAUCGACUCCUGGGGAGAGGAGCUGUCCUUUCUAGAACUUGUGGUCUCCUCCAAGAAGCGGGAGGCUCGCCAGAUCUUGGAACAGACCCCAGUGAAGGAGCUGGUGAGCUUCAAGUGGAAGAAAUAUGGGCAGCCAUACUUCUGUAUCCUGGGUGCCUUGUACAUUCUCUAUAUGAUGUGCUUCACCACAUGUUGUGUCUACCGCCCCCUCAAGUUCCGUGUUGGCAACCGCACAAAUCCUCGAGAUAACAUCAUCUUCCAACAGAAACUACUACAGGAGGCCUAUGUGACUUACCAGGAUCACAUCCGGCUGGUCGGGGAGCUGGUGACGGUCAUCGGGGCUGUGAUUAUCCUGCUUCUAGAGAUCCCAGACAUUUUCAGAGUUGGUGCCUCUCGCUAUUUUGGACAGACAAUCCUCGGGGGGCCAUUCCAUGUCAUCAUCAUCACCUAUGCCUCCCUGGUGCUGGUGACCAUGGUGAUGCGGCUCACCAACACGAACGGAGAGGUGGUACCCAUAUCCUUGGCCCUGGUGCUGGGCUGGUGCAGUGUCAUGUACUUUGCUCGAGGGUUCCAGAUGCUGGGUCCCUUCACCAUCAUGAUCCAGAAGAUGAUUUUUGGGGACCUGAUGCGUUUCUGUUGGCUGAUGGCCAUGGUCAUCCUGGGAUUUGCCUCUGCGUUCUGUAUCAUUUUCCAGACAGAGGACCCAGCCAACCUGGGGGAAUUCUCUGACUACCCCACGGCACUGUUCAGCACCUUUGAGCUGUUCCUUACCAUCAUCGAUGGCCCUGCCAACUACAACGUAGAUCUGCCCUUCAUGUACAACCUCGCCUACGCCGCCUUCGCCAUCAUCGCCACACUGCUCAUGCUCAACUUGUUCAUCGCCAUGAUGGGCGACACCCACUGGAGAGUGGCUCAGGAGCGUGAUGAGCUCUGGAGGGCCCAGGUGGUGGCCACCACCGUGAUGCUGGAGAGAAAGAUGCCUCGCUUCCUGUGGCCUCGCUCAGGGAUCUGCGGGUGCGAGUAUGGCCUGGGGGACCGCUGGUUCUUGCGGGUCGAGAACCAUCACGACCAGAAUCCUUUGCGAGUGCUCCGUUACGUGGAAGCUUUCAAAUGCUCAGACAAGGAGGAUGGGCAGGAGCAGCUGUCUGAGAAACAGCCCUCGGUGACCGAGGUGGGAACUCUAGCCAGAGCCUCUCUGGUUCUUCAAACUCCGUCCCUGUCCAGGACCACAUCUCAGAGCAGCAACAGCCACCGGGGCUGGGAGAUCCUUCGUCGGAACACCCUGGCACACUUGAAUCUUGGACUGGACCUUGGUGAGGGGGAUGGAGAGGAGGUCUACCAUUUCUGAUGAGGAUUCCCUGACUCUUGGCCUGACUCCAGGUGGGCCUGGGUGGGGACAGAGAAGGAGAUGCCUGCUGAUGCAAGCGUCUAGCUUUCAUGCCUGUUAGUCACGAGAAGGUGUAGAUGGAACGGUUUCUAAAGGGCCAUACCAUAUUUCACCCAUCACGUCAGCAUCUAUGCAGGUGGGCGAUGGUCAUCGACUGUCCCAUGUAUCUUAUGGGUUCUUGGAAGUCUCAAGUCCUGAAAAUGGCGGGUAUCUUUCUGAGCAAAGUUGGACUAGAGACAUGAGAUAGGGAGGCCAGAUUGAUAUCUGGACCAUCUCUCUUCUGCCCCAGGCAGUCUUCAGAGAGUAGCAAGCAGUGCGGCCUGCCCAGCUCCACACAGCUUCUUAGGGGAAGAGCUAGGCUUGGCAUAAAACAGUGGCCUUUCUUCUUUUCCAAUCUCUCUGCUGGACUCUCUCCCACCUAGCAACCAAAGCCCAGCUAUGAAGCUACAAGAAGAAAGCUUCCAUAUCCUUGCUUUCUCUAAAUUUUCUCUUACUGUGGCUAAGUACAUAUAAUCUAAAAUUUACUCUUUUAAUUAUUUUUUAGAUGUACAUUUCAGUAGCAGGAAGUACAUUCACAUCGUUGUACAAAGUUUCAUCAUUUUGCAGAAGUUUAUCAUCAUCAUAGAUGAUAAGCCCACUAAAUAACAACUCCCUUCCAUUUCCUACCCCUGUUUCUAAUAAUUGAUGUUUUACUUGGUGUCCAUGACUUUGACUACUCUAAGUACCUCAUAUAAAUGAAAUCAUGCAGUUAAGUCCUACUGUAUCUCUCUAUCUUCAGUUAGCAUAAUAUUCUCAAGGUUCAUCCAUGCUGAAGCAGGUAUCAGAAUUUCAUUUCUUGUUAAGGUGGAAUGAUAUUUUGUUGUGUAUACGCACACACACACACAUCCCACAAUUUUUUUUAUCUCUUUAUUUAUCUAUAAAUAUUCAGUUAUUUCUACUUUUGGCUAUUGUAAAUAAUGCUGCUAUGAAAAUGAAUGUAUACAUAUCUGUUCCAGUCACUGCUUUCAGUUCUUUGGGGCAUAUACCUAGAAAUGGAAUUGUUAGGUCACAUGACAAUUCUAUGCUUACUAUUUUGAGAAUCUGCCAUACUGUUUUCCACCUUGGUCUUCAGAUUUGACAUUUCCUCCUAAUGAGUGUGAAAUGGUAUCUCAUUGUACUUUUAAUUUGCCUUUCCCUAAGUACUAAGGAUAUUGAACAUAUUGACAUGUAUUUAUUUAUGGGACAUUUGUAUAUCAUUGGGAAAAUGUCUAUUCAAUGUCUUUGCCUCAUUUCGAAAUGGGUUUUUUUUUGUUUUUAUGGUUGUUGUUAAGUUGCCUUAUCUAAUUUCUCUCCUGGUGUGUGUAUGUUUGUUUUUCUUUAAUUUGUUUUACCUAGUUACACAUGACAGUACAGUGAUCUUGAUAUAUCAUACAUUUGAAUCAGAUGGGAUAUAAUUUCUCAUGUUUCUGAGUAUACAGGUUGCAGAAUCACAUAGGGGUGGUGAAUGUUGACUUUCUCUGUUUGAAUGGCCCAAUCGCUUCUGCCAGAGGCUCCCUGCUCUAUCCUUCAGGUGGCUCAUUUGCAGCUAAUCAUCCUUGAGCCUGGAGGCAAAGGCUCCUGCUUUGUAUCCUGAAACUGCCUGGCUCCACACCCUUUUCCCUUUGCCCCUGUGCUGAGUUGUGAAUUGAACAGCAAGAAUAAAAGGCUGUCAUCUCUGCCAGGAGGGAAAUUUGGAACCAGGUGACCAGAUUACAGGAGCUCGUAUAUAAUGUCCCGCUUGUCCCCAGCCCUUACAUCUCAUCUCAGUCCUGUCAUCGCUUCUACAAAAAAAAAAAAAAAAAAAAAAA
Messenger RNA from Ictidomys tridecemlineatus (thirteen-lined ground squirrel), 4040 nucleotides. It is a transcript of the gene Trpv5, whose product is annotated as transient receptor potential cation channel subfamily V member 5. The record is from RefSeq and is a predicted model, not a curated record. Gene Ontology annotation, molecular function: protein binding; calcium channel activity. Gene Ontology annotation, biological process: calcium ion import across plasma membrane. Gene Ontology annotation, cellular component: plasma membrane. Lineage: Eukaryota; Metazoa; Chordata; Mammalia; Rodentia; Sciuridae.